This is a messenger RNA of Komagataella phaffii GS115, 1260 nucleotides long. RefSeq lists its product as hypothetical. Bases 1 to 1260 code for a protein of 419 amino acids. The transcript has 2 exons. The record is from RefSeq and is a predicted model, not a curated record. NCBI's taxonomy places the organism in Eukaryota, Fungi, Ascomycota, Pichiomycetes, Pichiales, Pichiaceae.
AUGGGUCUAUUUGGACGAUCCAAAAGGAAGUCAAGGGAGACUCUGGGGUUUCACAAACCUAUCAGUGCCACGGACCAGUAUUACCUUAACCAGGCCCAGCAGAAGGCAAGUGAUAAUUUUAACAUUGGGCAAACGCAACCUUCCAGAGCGUAUUCACUUAGUGGACAGGCUGCUUCAACUGCCUUAUAUGCGCACAAUCAACGUCAAAAUAGUCUUACAAGUUAUAGACCCCCAAGUAUUAUUCCCGCUUAUGAAAGAAGAACCAUGAGUUUGAAUUCUGGGUCAUUGAGAAACUCACAGACUCCACGCAUGCGAAUGAAUAGUAUAACUUCAACGACUACGAGUGUUCUGGUCAAGACCACUAAGGAAACUCUUCAAGACGGAUCUACCAGAAGUAUCACCAGACAAACUAUUCAGGACCUUGGUGAUUAUGAAAUUGUUCAAACCACCCGCAUUAUACCCAAACAUGUUGUAACAGCAUCAGAUAAUGAUCUUGAGGCUUUGAUUGGAGAUUUUGAUCAAGAUUUCCAUAAUGAAAUUGAUUACAUACCUGAAGAGGAUGAAGCUGUGGAGGAGAAUCAAGGAAACUCAAAUGAUACCUCAUCAGGCUAUUACUCUGUGUACUCUGAUGCAGAAGAGGCCCCAACCAGAGUUAUCCCUCGUUCCAAUGUACCCUCACCAAGACAACCAAUAGAACACAGUGACUCUAUUACUAGUAGCAAUUUACGGAAAAAUGUCAAGUUCCAUGCACCUCCCCAGCAGCCUAAAAAAGAGAUGAAGCCCAAAAAGAGUGUUCAAUUAACAGAUGAGGAGAUGUACUCCAAGGCCAUGGAGGUUGCGAUGGCAAAGGUUUAUGGUGACAGGCUAAAUAGUAUGAAUAAAAGGGGUGAUGCUACGAACCCCGCUGUCACUGCGACUCCGUCCCUUACAGAACAGUCAAUUGACGGAAAACAUGCAUCAAAAGAACAAAUUAAAAUCGAGGCUGAUGCGCAAGCUAGCCGUGUGCAGGAAAAGAAGGGAGAGCCAGCAAGCAACGGAAAAUCUGACGGAAAAUUCGACAAUUCACACAGUGAUGCCUCAACUGGCCCAACAACGCCUCCUGCUUCCACUACUCCCUCCCCUGCUAGCGCACAAAGAAAAUUUUUCAAAAUGGGAAGUAGCAGUGAAACUAAAAGGCACUCUUCCACAAAAUCAAAGCACCCAUCACCUCAAAAAUCUCAAUUGAUGCGAAGACUUCUCGCCUUAUUUGAUCUUGCGUAG